Messenger RNA from Mangifera indica (mango), 1267 nucleotides. Its product is annotated as alpha carbonic anhydrase 7-like. Gene Ontology annotation, molecular function: zinc ion binding; carbonate dehydratase activity. The transcript has 7 exons. Bases 232 to 1056 code for a protein of 274 amino acids. Lineage: Eukaryota; Viridiplantae; Streptophyta; Magnoliopsida; Sapindales; Anacardiaceae. The record is from RefSeq and is a predicted model, not a curated record.
GGUAACUAUCACCUAUUUUCUUUCCAAAAUUUGAUCUAAAAAAAGGGUUAGGCCGAAAUUAAAAGUAGGAACGGGCUGGCAAAUUCAAAUAUAAAAUUGGAGACAAAUUUUGAGCAUUAUUCAAUACAAUUAACACACCUGCCAUUGUUAUAUGUGUGUAUAAGAGGUAUUGCCAUAUGCAAUUAAGGAUCAUUAUUUCUCAAACCUGCCAUUUUUAACUUCUUCAGGAACAUGAUGAAUCAACACAAACCCAUGUUUAUCUCUUGUUUUCUGAUCUUUGUGCUUCUUUGUUCACACUCAAUAUCAGUAGCAGCGCAAGUAGUAGAGCAAGUGAGAGAGUACGAAUACGCAGAAGGUAGUGAGAAGGGACCAGCACACUGGGGAGAUCUCAAGCCGGAAUGGUCAGCAUGUAAAACUGGAACCGUGCAAUCUCCUAUUGAAAUAAUCAGUGAUAGAGUGAAAGAGAUCUCCAAGUCAGGAGAUUUAGAGACAAACUACAAGCCUUGCAAUGCUACUCUUAGAAAUCGAGGCCAUGAUAUUUCUUUGAAAUGGUCAGAUAACAAUGCUGGAACCGUAAAGGUGAACGGCACUGAUUACAUGCUUGAUCAAGUCCACUGGCACUCACCUUCCGAGCAUACCAUCAAUGGCCAAAGGAAUGACUUGGAGUUACACAUGGUUCAUAGAAACAUUGACAAAGUAGCUGUCAUUGGACUGCUUUAUAAGAUUGGCGCCCCGGAUCCCUUCCUCUCUAUGCUGAUAAACAAUAUAACGUCCCUGGCUGAUAAACUGGAAGAGAGAGACAUGGGCAUUAUUAAUCCAAACGACAUCAAGGUGGAUGGCAAAGAAUAUUUUAGAUAUAUGGGUUCACUAACAACUCCUCCUUGCACUGAAGGUGUAACUUGGACAGUCAUCAAAGAGGUAGGAACUGUCUCAGAGGACCAAAUCAAGGCACUCCAAAACGCUGUCCUCGAUUAUGCAGCGAUGAAUUCACGGCCAUUGCAGCCGAUCAAUGAUCGACAAAUAGAAUUGUAUCUUCCAAACCCUACGCCUAACUAGCUAGGAAGAGAUUGCAGAGUUUAUACAUUUCCCACAUUGCUUCUAUGACUUCUCAUUUUAUAGAGAUAAGAAUGGAUGAUGAGACAAUGUUCCAAAUGAACAUGCAGCAUGGUAUUAGCCCAUAUUAGGGCAAUUAUAGAAUAAACAAGUAUAUGGCAUUUUUUCCUUCUUUUUAAUGCCAUUCUUUUAAGGGAAAUUUUAGAAAAUGGCC